UCUUAUGGCCGACACAUGACUUGAGGCUUCUUACAAUACCUCGUUUUUGCCUUCAAAAUUUUCCUAAUUUUUCACACCUAGGCCUGAAUACUCUGUCAAAAUGACAGAAGUAAUGUAUGGAUUGAUCUCUGAGGCCAAGAAGAAUCGUUUUUCUUCGAUUCCCAAGCUUACAGAAGAAGAUGUUGUAAGCGUAUGGGAUAAUGUGUCUCAGUAUAUCCAAAGACAAAUGAGGCUGCAGAAGGGAGUCACGAUUCCCGGUCUUGGUAUAUUURCAUUCUCUCAAAGGAAACUCGAUGUUGGAAAUAACAAAUAUAUAUUAAUUCAACGUCCAGUGUUCAUUCUUUCUGAGAAGUUUGCCAUGACACACGGGAUGUCUAGCCCAAAACAAUACACAACAGGUCAAAUACCAGUGGUCCAGUUGAAUUUCACAGCAUUGUCCAAUGAAACACCUUUUGACAGAGACAAUGUAGAAAGUUGUGUUAAAGAGGUCUUACAAGCACUUAGUAGAUCCAUCCAGGCAAAGAGAAAUGUGGAAUUCCAUUUUUGUGGAAUGGGAAGACUGUCUUUUAGAGAUUCAAAAGUUAAAAUGAAGUUCUAUAAAGAUUUUGUCAAGAGUAUGGAUGGAUCUGACAAUGUUGUACAAGCACUAUGUAAUAGACCCGGUACAGCUGAUUCUGUAAUAUCAGAAACAUUCUUUACACCAAGACCUCACACUAGCAACACACUGAUUUUACCAAGGAUUCAACCUGGGACAGGACUAGAGAAUGCAGGCCAGAAACAAAGUGCUAAAGAACAAGGUAUGGAAACGAUUGCAGAAAUAGAAGAGAAAAACGAAGAAGACGUACCUGAUAAAGAAGAAAAUGCAGGGGAGCCUUGUGCGAAAGAAGUCGUUAAAACUGUUGAAAUCUUGAUGGGAGAACCGCAGACACAGGAAGUUCCUCAAAAGCCACCGACACGUCAAUCCCAGUCAUCAGCUUCUCGUAUCAGGUCCCCUCUGCCCACAGCUAAGGCAACAGCAGUGAGUUAUGGGGCCCCAGAACAACUGACUUCAGUCAAGACUCCACCAAGGAAAAAGWCUCCAGAGGCUUUGGAUAAUCAACGCCAAGAAACCACGCCUAUGGAGAAAACGAUAGAGACUGGGAUAAAGUUGAGUGCAAAUGAUUUGUACGAGUUGCCUCGUAGUCAGAGCAAAGGACAGUUGUCGAAACCAGUCUCCCGUAUGGAAAGCAGAUGUUCUGUUCAUGGAGCUCGCGGAGGACAAGAGCUUUGUUAUCUUUGUCAUCAACGAGCAGAGAAGAACGUACCUGUCUACAUGCAUGAAGAACGACGACGAAAAGAGCUUGAACAAGAUAGAUUGCUUCAGCAAUAUCAGCACCAAAAGGACUCAGAAGCUAUUUAUAAUGAACAGACGAAGAAUCUUGAAAAAAGUAAAUAUAAUCAGAAGGUAGCUUCUUUCAACCUUGGAGUGGCUGAAGCAAUCAAGGAUAAGAAAACAGCUCGACCACUUGAAUUUUCCAGGUCGUACUUGUUCCAUAACCGUGCUCUCACACCUCCAAGGACAAUCAAACAGAAAGAGUACUCCGAACAUCUUAAUGGACAGGUGACCACGAAGAAUGAGAAGUUGCGUCGCUUGGCACAGGAACAGGAGUUUUUGGAAAGACUUGAGCAAGUUCAGCUGGCUGAAGACCUUGCUUCACAGAGAGAGCAAUACCUACGAGAGAAGAAGGUCGCUAGAGACCUCUACAAGAAGGCUCUAGACACACAGGUUCGCUUCAAACCACUGCCAAUCCCAGCCCUCGAACCAGAUUCAACAGGACCAAUAUUCGGUAUUUACGAUUCUACUGAAGAUAAGCUCGAUGAACAGCGACGACGUGCAAAGAAUUUAUUUCACGACCAGCUUGAUAUGGUGGCACAGAAGAAACGCCAAGCCAUACUGACUGAUUUACGAAACCAGAAGGAAGAAUCAGACAUGUUGGAGCGCACAAAGAAAGACAUAAUCAUCGAUCGUUCGAUACGUCAUCAAGAACAGCUUGAGGGACGCCGUAACCUCGAAAAGUCCUGGGCCCAACACGUGACAACCAAAAAAGAGCGCGAACAAGACGAGAAGCUGCGCUCAUUGUCGCCAGGAAUGUUGAUUCACGAACAGUGCGACAAAUACCAUCGAUGUAAGCAGUGCGGACGACGUCCUCAGAAUUGCGGAGAAUCAAACGUCUGGUCAGAGUCUCGUUAUAUUCCUGGGUCACGGCUGAUUGUCUGAGUUCUUUUAAUCACGUCAAGAGAAUGAAAAGUUACAAACAGUAUUUACAGAGACGACGCACCAACGGAAUCUUAUUAAAAAUCACUUAAUAUGCAUGCUGUUGGAAUUUCUUAAAAUGGCAAUGGCCAUCGGUCAUCAUAGUUCCUAAGCUCUGGUUUCUAUGGUUACCACGCUUACUAUCGUUAAAAAAAUUUUGGUUGCUAUGGCUACCAGAUUUUGGCUCAAUGGUUAUCAGGGUUUAAUUACUAUGACUACCACAUUUUUUUGUUUCUACUAUUAUAAGUCUUUGGUGACUAUGGUUACCAGGCUUUGGUUUCUAUGGUUACCAGGUUCAAGGCUAUCACUUCUAACAGUUUGUACCAAUGACACUCUCAAUAUCACUGUUGGCUUAUUGCAAUAGUUAAGAUCUGUGAAUUUUUUCAUCCAAGCACUUCUAAACUACUAAAAUAACAGGUUAAUCUGUAUUAAUGACUUAAUAAUUUCUCCAGGUUUCGACUUCAUUGGCAUUGUACUUGUCUCCUAAGGAUGCAUUGAUUAUGUAUUUGGGGUAGGGGGGUGGGGGUGAGGUUCAUUUUUUAAUGUUAUCUACAAUUUUGGUCCCCCAAUCCACUAAAAAUUGAGUCCCAUUGAACGUACAAAUAAUUUUCAGAUAUUCCAGAAUUUCACUGCCCCCCCCCCCCCCCCCUCUGCAUACAUAAUGAAUGUACUCUAAUAUGUGAGACAAUCAUUUGGCAUGACAGUACGAUGUAUAAACUUACCUAAUGUGUGUGAUAUGAAACAAUUUCUAUAUUUAUAGAGUAUGUGCAGCCCAUAUCAUUGUGUGGAUAUUAUGAAUAAAGUGUGAUUAUUAUGAACAGA
This is a messenger RNA of Actinia tenebrosa (Australian red waratah sea anemone), 3115 nucleotides long. RefSeq names its product coiled-coil domain-containing protein 81. The record is from RefSeq and is a predicted model, not a curated record. Gene Ontology annotation, cellular component: microtubule organizing center. NCBI's taxonomy places the organism in Eukaryota, Metazoa, Cnidaria, Anthozoa, Actiniaria, Actiniidae.